AUGUCGGGUUCGAGUCUCGCGCCAGGACAUACAAAAAGAUCCAGAACUAGCGAUGCCCUGCGCACCGAGAAGGAUAGAACCAAGCGUCGUCGAUUUUCCAAGGGCGCACUUGAUGUUACUGAAGACGUACAACUAGCUGCUAAAGGAAUGGCAAUUGAGAAUAACAAUCAGAAUGCCACUUCCACACAAGAUACUUCUGCGCAUGCUCGUGAGCAGCAGACGAAAUUCUCCCACGAAAAUUGGUGUCUCUCAAGUCCAGUCGGUGGGCAGUAUAGCAACCUCGACCCGAUUAUCACUUCGGAUGAAGAGUAUCUUCUUGUCGGGACUGAAACAGCAAUUCAUGUUCAUUCGAUUGGGACCUCUUACCGGUCCCGUACGUUACAGUUAAGCGAUGGUCAAAAAGUCGUUGGUUACAAUAUCUGCUCAGAAAAUCCGCAACAUCUUUAUAUCAUCACUUCAACUGGUUGUGUGAGCAAGUGGGAUUGGCUUUCUGGAGAUCAAAUCGCUUCUUGGGAUUUGGCCCGAGAGACACUCCUUGCUGAAUUAUGCCCCUCUGAGGUCGGGAAAUUAAGGUAUGAGCUUCUCUUUUCUUUGCGAGGGCGCAAGGAUGGAAAGAGACAACUUACAGUCACCUUAUUCAAUGGUGGAACACCACGCGACAUUGUUGUCUUUGAAACGACCCAACGAAUAGACAAUUUCAGGGUUUUCAGACAGGGUCAAGCGAUAGUCGCAUGGGCUGGUCAGCGCCUUCUGCUUGGCACCAGGGAAUUUAACACGCCGGACCCGUCAACUAUGCAGUACGCCUGGAGGGAGGUCGUCCUACCUGUCCGUGUUACUUGCAUUGAUGUUCGAGAGAGCAAAGCACGAAAUCGAACAAUACCACAGGGCUCACAGGACAAUAACCUAGAUACCAUGGACCUUGUUUUGGGAGAAUCUGGGGGCUCAAUCUUAAUCUAUCCUGAUUUUCUUGCUCUUUUCCCUACAGGUGGCAUUGGCUCGGAUGAUAGCAAGGGCCUGGCUCCUCGACGGCUGCAUUGGCAUAGAGGUCCCGUCAAUGCAGUCCGUUGGUCAAAGGAUGCUUACAUCGUGAAGCUUGCUGACAACUGUAUCAUGGUGCUGUCAGCGACAGAGCUGCAACCUUAUGUUACUAUCACUGGCCUGCAACUUUGCCCCAAAGUCAACAAGCCUGUCGAUGCAGCUCUGCCAGAGUCGCGUAUCUCAUUUCAACCUCCUGCAGCUGUAUUGCACCCACAAUUCCAUGAUCGGCUUCUAGUGGCGGUACCAGCUUCGCGUCAUGCCGCACGGGAUUAUCAUUCUACAACGAGUUCGUGCAUGCUACAGACAUACGAUAUCCGCACCAACUCUCAAAUUUCCAGACAAGCUCUUGCACGGACCAAUGCCACGACUUUGAGGAUCAGUCCAGAGGGGACCGAAAUUGUUGCCCCGGACGUCAGUCACCUUGACAUAUGUCAGGAUGGAAAGUGGAUGGCGACGAUCGAUGACUGGAUACCGCGCCCUGAAGAUAUCAGGGCUCUUGAACCGAAUAGUACUUCGACAGGCAGCCAUACGCUUUCCCGGGAAACAUACCUCAAGUUUUGGAGAUGGGACGAAGUGUCCAAUAUGUGGGAGUUAACUACACGUAUCAACAGCCCUCACUCCUUCGACAGCGUUUCGGUGCCUAUUCUGGAUCUCGCGUCCAGACCAUACAGUCAUGAAUUUGCAACAGUGGGCUGUGAUGCCGUGCUCCGCUUCUGGUGCGCUAGUAACAGGCCGCGCCUGGGGUUGGCAACGAAACGUCCAGAACACCGAUAUCAGACCUGGAAAUGUCGAGGUACUAUCGACCUAAAAGGCGAAUUUAUUGGUGGCGGAACUGAGCCUGCAAUUGCAGCCUGUAUGGGCUUUUCUGAGGACGGGUCGGUGCUUGCUGUUUGCGUGCAAACCAGGUCCAGUCCGGACUCCGGCCUCGUCAUCCUGGUGGAUAUGCAGAAUUGCAAACUUCAUCACAUCGCGAACCUGUGCAGUUGCCUCAAAAGUCCCGCGACAUCUGGCUGGAACGAGAAGGACGUGCGGAUCUCUGUUUGA
Molecule: messenger RNA, 2082 nt
Organism: Aspergillus fischeri NRRL 181
Lineage: Eukaryota; Fungi; Ascomycota; Eurotiomycetes; Eurotiales; Aspergillaceae
Product: WD repeat protein
Exons: 4
Coding region: 1-2082 (693 amino acids)
Biological process (GO): positive regulation of transcription by RNA polymerase I; positive regulation of rRNA processing
Cellular component (GO): nucleolus
Molecular function (GO): protein binding; RNA binding
Source: RefSeq, a predicted model, not a curated record